This is a messenger RNA of Wyeomyia smithii (pitcher-plant mosquito), 2682 nucleotides long. RefSeq lists its product as uncharacterized. The transcript is spliced from 2 exons. The record is from RefSeq and is a predicted model, not a curated record. Bases 1 to 2682 code for a protein of 893 amino acids. Lineage: Eukaryota; Metazoa; Arthropoda; Insecta; Diptera; Culicidae.
AUGAUAAAACUGAACUGGGCCAUGUACCGCCAGACAGCAGCCAAUACUCGUAUUACCCUGAGGACAUUUAGCGAUUGGCUGUACUCCAUGGCAGAGGCUGCAAGCUCUGUGACUAUCCCACCCGCCUAUUCGGACGAACACAAACAACGAGGAAGAAAAGAUGAUGGGUACCUAAAUGCCCACCGCGAAUCGUCUCCAAUCCCGGAAAGUAUUCUCGACACCGUUAACCCUAGCCGCGACGCUUGCUGUGUAUGUGAAGGAUCAUGUGACAAGGUGGACAAAUGCCAGAAAUUCCUCAAAUUGGACCAUUCCGGGCGAUGGGCGGCUUUGAGAGACUACAAACUUUGUCGACGCUGCCUGGGAACUCAUCGUGGAUCCUGCAGAUCUUCAUUGUCGUGUGGAGUAAAUGGAUGCUCCUUCAAGCAUCAUCGUUUAUUGCAUAAUCCGUUAGCAAAAUUUAAUGAUUAUAAAACCAAUAUCAAAUGUUCUUCUGUCGCAUUUCCUGUGAGGCUAUCAAAUCAACCAAACCUUUGUGAGCAAACCUGUGAACAGAAUGAAUCGAACGUUGAACCGUCCGGUGGGCAUAAUUGUAACACUCAUCGCAGCAGUUGCCAAUCCGUGUUAUUUCGCUAUGUACCUGUUGUUUUGUAUGGUCGAGGAAUCAAGGUCAAUACAUAUGCCUUUCUAGAUGACGGCUCGUCUCUGACAUUGAUGGACAUUGAGGACGAUUUAGCAAACGAAUUGAAGCUCGAAGGUAGUCCGCAUCCGAUCUGUCUACAAUGGACGGGCGAUACUUGCCGCUAUGAGGAUUCAUCGUGCCGAGUUUCUAUUGAGAUCUCGAGUACUCGAAACAAAGCUGCAAGGUUUUCUCUUUCAGACGUUCACACAGUAAAACAGCUAAAACUUCUAUCGCAAACGCUAUCUUUCGACGAGUUGGCUAAUAAAUAUCGCUAUCUCAGAGGGCUCCCAGUAGAAUCCUAUACGAAUGUACGACCGAGGAUUCUCAUUGGCAUCAACAACUGGCGAGUUGGGCAUGUGCUCGAGAGCAAAGAAGGAAAGGAAAAUGAACCUAUUGCAGCGAAAACGCGCUUAGGUUGGAUGGUGUUUGGGACGUGUUCUAUCGAUAGAUAUCCAGUUUCUGCACAUUAUAGUUACCAUAUCAGUUGCAACUCCUGCGAAUCUGAUGAGCAAUUGCAUAAAUCGGUCAAGGAAUUUUUCUCGUUGGACAGUUUAGGUAUUGUUAAAAUGGAAAAACCGAUCAUCGGCUGUGACGAUGAGAGGGCUUUGGUCAUGAUGCGUUCGUUAGCUACGCUACAAGGAAACUAUUAUCAGACGGGUUUGCUUUGGAAGUAUGACUGUGUCAUGUUACCGAAUAAUAAGAGUAUGGCGAAGAAACUAAUACUUUGCUUAGAACGAAGGAUGGCACGAGAACCAGAUUUGGCAAAUGCGCUGCGACUCAAGAUGAAAGACUAUAUGGAAAAGGGGUACGCCAGAAAACUGACAACUAAAGAAUUGGAGCAGUCGCACGACCGGAUUUGGUACCUACCGGUGUUUCCUGUAUUUAACCCAAACAAACCAGGCAAGUUGCGGAUAGUUUGGAAUGCUGCCGCGGAAGUGAACGGCGUGUCGCUAAAUGCGCUGCUGCUAAAAGGACCAGAUCAACUAAUCGGACUACCCUCGGUUCUGUACAAAUUCCGCGAAUACCUGGUGGCCAUCAGUGGCGAUAUUCGUGAGAUGUUUCACCAGAAAUUCCCCGCAGCCGUUGAUGCAAUACAGAAGGCCCACUACGUGGAUGACAUGCUUACCAGUGUGGAGAACGAAGACGAUGCGAUCGAACUUGCCAAACAAGUUAAACGAAUCCACUCACGCGGAGGGUUCGAAAUAAGGAACUGGGCCUCCAACUCCCGCAAAGUACUUUCAGCUAUGGGUGAGGAGCAAGUACCAGAAAAGAGUAUGGAUAUUGCCUCCGAAAUGGCUUACGAAAAAGUUCUGGGAAUGUGGUGGUCAACCAGCACGGACAACUUCACCUACAAGAUGUUUACGCGACGCAACGAAGAUGUUCUUCUGAAGGGGAAGCGUCCAACAAAGCGUGAAUUGUUGCGAACCAUUAUGUCCAUUUAUGAUCCUUUGGGAAUGAUUGCUCACUAUCUCAUGUUUUUGAAAGUGCUUUUACAGGACGUAUGGAGAUCUGGUGUAUCAUGGGAUGAAUGCAUAGCAGACAGGGAAUGGAAAAAGUGGAAAACCUGGUUGGGCUUCCUUCCAAAACUCGAGACGUUGCAAAUUCCACGUUGCUACCGGCUGUCUAUUUCAAUGGGGCCUUCCACCCGUAUUCAACUCCACACCUUCGUGGAUGCCAGCGAAGAAGGCUACGCUGCAGUGUGCUACUUCCGAUUUGAAGAGCACAACCAGAUCGAAUGUGCUUUGAUUGGAGCGAAAAGCCGUGUUGCCCCCCUCAAAUUUGUGUCGAUUCCGCGCCUGGAGCUUCAAGCAGCCGUAGUAGGCGCUCGACUUGCACACAGCAUUCAGCUAGGACACACGUACAAAAUCAGCAAACGUUAUUUCUGGACGGAUGCCCGCGAUAUUCUAUGUUGGCUCAAUUCUGAUCAUCGACGGUAUAGUCCCUACGUUGCCUUUCGCGUCAGCGAGCUGCUGGAGACAACAGAGCUCUCAGAAUGGCUGUGA